Dicentrarchus labrax (European seabass) is the source of this 3958-nucleotide messenger RNA. It is a transcript of the gene usp49, whose product is annotated as ubiquitin specific peptidase 49. Gene Ontology annotation, molecular function: cysteine-type deubiquitinase activity; zinc ion binding. Gene Ontology annotation, cellular component: cytoplasm. The record is from RefSeq and is a predicted model, not a curated record. Lineage: Eukaryota; Metazoa; Chordata; Actinopteri; Moronidae. The transcript is spliced from 7 exons. Bases 397 to 2430 code for a protein of 677 amino acids. Gene Ontology annotation, biological process: protein deubiquitination.
CCAUGUGGCCUCGGUGGGUGGACGGACGGACGGUCCACCCUGCUGCCUGUUGUUCAGCCAUUCCUCCAAUGAGAGCCGGGCUGCCGCUCAGUCCCAGUCCAAUGAGAGCAGCAGGGUCUGGGCUCGGAUCGAGAGUUGGGUUGUUCAAUCUGUGAAGGAGGACAACAACCAGCUCUUGAGUGUACCGGAUGGAUGGAUGUUGGCGAUGAUUGUUCCUGUUGGUUUCGGUGGUGACAGCGGACAUGGGUGAUCAAGCUGAACAGUGCUGUUGAGUUCUCUACAGAUGUUGUGAUGUAUUGUCCAAAUCCUGAUCAAGCAAACUACUUUUACAAAUGAGUUGCAGCUUGGUUACAGGACGUGUGUCCUAUCACUGAGGCCACAUGUGUAUCAGGAGAGAUGGAUCGUUGUAAGCACGUGGGACGCCUUCGUCUGGGCCACGACCAUUCCAUCCUAAAUCCACAAAAAUGGCACUGUGUCGACUGCAGCACCACCGAUUCUGUGUGGGCUUGCCUCAAGUGCUCCCAUGUGGCCUGUGGACAUUUCAUGGAGGAGCACUCACUCAAACACUUUCAGGAGUCACACCACCCACUGGCUAUGGAGGUGCGUGAGCUGGAUGUCUUCUGUUUCGCCUGUGGAGACUAUGUACUCAAUGAUAACGCGGAGGGAGACCUCAAACUCCUCAGAGGGGCGCUCUCUACUGUCCGCAGCCCGGGUAGACGCUCACUACGCUCCUCAACUGGUGGGGAGUCCACCCCCUGGCUUGGGGAAGGUGGGCCACAGCCUGCCAUGCAGCUGGCCCUGCGUCACAGGAGGAAAGCUCUUCUAGGGAAGAUGCUUCAGAUGUGGAUCAGCAAACAUCAGGAGCUGCAGGAUCAACGUAAGGAGAAACUUGAGGAAGCUAGAAGACAAAAAAAAGAAGUGAAAAGGAGACUCAUGGAAGAGCUUGGCAGCGUCCCUCCCAGAAAGAGUGCUAGGCUUCUUACUCAGGCGCCACGUUCAACCAUCACACUCAUUCCUCGCAAAUUUCGCGACCCUCCAGAACGCCUACCUCCUCCUCCCAAGAAGCCUUCCCUUCUAACCCUCUCCCGAAAGGCUCCUCAGAAUGGCAGAGCUGCCAAACUGAGGAGAUACUACUCCACACACACGGUAACCCGCCGGAGACUUGCUCCAGGUGUCACUGGUCUGCGCAAUUUGGGGAACACAUGCUACAUGAACUCAAUAUUGCAAGUGCUGAGCCACCUGCAGAAAUUCAGGGAGUGUUUUCUCACUUUGGACCUGUGUGAGACUGAGGAGCUGUUGGCCAAGACCAAUAACUCCCAGGGCAUGAAGGGUGUGACAGGAGGUGUAGUCAGCAGUGGUAACACAGCACUGUCAGGGUGCCCUCUUGGACGCAUGGGGAAGGCAGGCAGUUGGAAUUUGUCCACGGGCAAAAAAGAAAGUACCCCUCCUUCCCCACAGGCUGCGGAGUUGGUCCAGCCCAAGGAGCCUCGGUGCUCCACCCGCCAGCAGAUGUCUCUGUGCCAUGAGUUGCAUACACUUUUCAGGGUCAUGUGGUCAGGCCGGUGGUCUUUAGUGUCUCCUUUCGCCAUGCUGCACUCUGUGUGGAACCUCAUUCCAGCUUUCCGUGGGUACGACCAGCAGGACGCCCAGGAGUUCUUGUGUGAGCUGCUGGACAAGGUGCAGCAGGAGCUGGACACAGAGGGGUCCAAACGCAGGAUAGUUAUCCCCAUCACAAAGAGGAAACUAUCCAAGCAAGUGCUAAAGGUUCUUAACACCAUCUUUCAUGGGCAGCUACUCAGCCAGGUGACGUGUCUGUCCUGUAAGCACAAGUCUAACACAGUUGAGCCAUUCUGGGAUUUGUCUUUGGAGUUUCCAGAGCGAUACCACAGCAUAGGCAAAGGCUCAGGCUCCACAGCUUACCAGCGCAGCUGCACCCUCACAGAGAUGCUGUCCAAGUUUACGGAGAUGGAGGCUCUUGAAGGCAGCAUCUAUGCCUGCAACCACUGCAACAAAAGAAGACGGAAAUCAUCCCACAAACCCUUAGUUCUGUCAGAGGCAUGUAAGCAGCUUCUGAUCUACCGUUUACCUCAGGUUCUACGGCUGCACCUCAAACGCUUCAGAUGGUCGGGGCGGAACCAUAGGGAGAAAAUCGGCGUCCAUGUGGCCUUUGACCAAGUUCUGAACAUCAAACCAUACUGCUGCACAGGCUCAGGUCACUCUGUCCACAGAGGAGGCUACACCUACGAUCUGUCUGCUGUAGUUAUGCAUCAUGGGAAAGGCUUCGGCUCAGGGCACUACACCGCAUACUGCUACAAUACAGAAGGAGGUUUCUGGGUCCACUGUAAUGACUCUGAGAUGAAGGUUUGCAGUGUGGAAGAAGUGUGCAACACUCAGGCCUAUAUUCUCUUCUAUACCCAGAGGUCUGCCUAGGUACCUCUCGCUGUGAUCUCGACCUGUACACGGCAACUAAAGGCUGCAUUUAUGAAAAUGUUCUCUGAUGUUUUCCCAGAUGUCAUUAAACAAUCACUUUGAAAUGAUUUACUAAAAAAAGAUGACAAUGAGGGCAGUAGGACAGUCACGAUCAUGAGUCAAGGUGAAAAUUUUAGCAGCAUAAUCUGGAUGAGAAAGAUGAUAAUAAAGUUAUCUGUAUACUGUGAUGUUGCCAAGGAAAAUAAUAGGUGAAUUUGAUUUAAAAAGUUCUAAUAGAUGUCUUUUGAUUAUAUAAAAAAAUAAAAAUAAAUCAAAAACCUUUUCAUAAAUGAGGCCACAGGUUUCCGAGCCUGUGGGACCAGCAUAUUGGUUAAUGGCCUGAAGACUGUGGGAGCAGGUCCGACUCUGUCCUGCUGAACACCAAGAUGUGUGUCCAUGUUUUUAAUAAAACAAUCAGGCUCAUGUCUGUUGAGUCUGGAACCAACCAGGCACUCUCCUGAGACUGCAUUUUACAUUCAAAGGCAACACAGAUUAUGGAUUUUGGAGCAUUUUAUUACAAUAAUGUUGCUCAUGUGCGUUUGAGGUACAUCUUCCAACAUCAUUGUAUAGUUCCACUUUGGAUCUACAAACAGAACCGACUGAAGUCCAGACUCUGUGUUGCCUCCUGUUCAGCUUUUUGAUUAUUGUGAAAUGUCACUCCUGGAAACUUUUAAUACUCAUCCCUGUGUCAUUUGUAUUUCAUCAUGUCCUCUCCUCAAGUGUACUGCUAUGACUGGAUACUGUGUCCUGCGCUCUCAGUGAACAAGAAUAGUUUUUGUUUUAGUUUAUUUUGUAGUCAUUCUAUGUUUCACUUCCAUGAAAGGAAGCAAAAAGUACGAGUUUCAGACACUUUUGAUUGACGAUGAGUGACGGAAAGCUGCACUUUUGAGGAGGGGCUAAUAUUGUUGGUCCUAUCUUUGUGAUUGUUCAUCUUCUAGCUCCUGUAUCUUCUUUAAAUGGCAGCUCCCCCUGUGGUGUUAACGGUUAGACUAGUCUGAGCCCGGGUCGGAGACACUGCGCCUGUGUUUGAACUGCAGGAGAUGGAAAAAGUGAGUGAAGUGGGCAGACUGCGAUACUGAAGAAUGUGUUUUUUGGAGACUUGGGGUACCCAUUUUGAGUUGAGCACCUGAAAGCAAUAUAUUGUACAUCUUGCAUCUUGACAGGAAAGAUAAAAUCAGGAAUUCUUCUGCUUGUUAUACAAUGUUUUUUUCUACUCUGCUGUUUCUAUCAAGGUCUUUAGAAUUUGCUAGGUAAUCAAGAAAAACUGUUGUGUUUGAUACGAGUCAAAUGCAAAAUACAUUUGUGAACUCUUAUGUAAAAGUUGGAACAAUCUAAUGACGAUGAAUGUCUUACUUUUUAGUGGUCAGGUGUGGCCAUGCCACUGGCUCUGAUCCCCUUGAGUUCUGUCUUGUACUGUAAGAAUACCUGUCAUAAAUGUAAUGGUCAUAUGGGUUUUGCCUGACAGUAAUUAUUAAAAAGACAAAGCAAA